AUGCCAUUGACUUCUACUGUAUUCGACACCAUACCACCUUGUGGAACUGAAGAUAUGUGGGCCAGACCUGACAUACGGGACUGCAGCAGUUCCUACAUGUGUAUUUAUGGGGAAGUCAUGAAAUUGCGAUGUCCUGAAGGCACUGAAUACAGUCAAAGGAAAGAGUCAUGUGUGCCUGUAGGAGAAUCUGGUUGGGUAGCGACACCACCUCCUUUGCCAAAAUGCGGACCAGACGAUGAGUGGUCCGUUGGCGAUGACACAGAUUGCACGUUCUUGUACGAGUGCGUUCGAGGACAGGUGGCCAGAGCACAGUGCCCCAAAGGGUAUUAUUACGACGAUGUUGAAAUUUGCAUACCACGGGAAAGAUCCACCUGCAAAGAAAAACAUAAUUUCAAAACGACUACUAGGCAAGAAACAACAGCAUCCACUAUCACACUGACACCUUCUACCAGAGCAGAUACAACUCCUGCCACCACUUCAGAGACAACACCUAUCGCCACUUCAGAGACAAUACCUUUCACCACUUCAGAGACAACUCCUUCCGCUAGCUCAGAGACAACACCUUCAACCAGCACAGAGACAACCCCUACCAAUACUUCUGAGACCACACCUGACACCACUUCAGAGACAACUUCUUCCACAAGCUCGGAGACAACCUUUUCCACAAGCUCAGUCACAACACCUUCAACCAGCACAGAGACAACCUCUACCACCACUUCAGAGACAACACCAGUCACCACUUCAGAGACAACAACUGUCACCAGCGAAGAGAGAAAAUUUUCCACCAGAUCAGAUACAACUCCUACCACGACCUCAGAUACAACAGCUAACAGCAGCUCAGACAGAACACGUCGUGCAACCAAUUCAGAAGCAUCAGCAUCAACCACAAUAGAAACUUCACCUUCAGAUAGAGCAUCCACGAACACGAAGACAACACGCGCUUCCAGUACAGAAAUAACCAGUAGACAUUAUCCAUUAUCAACACCAAAAUCGAGAAGAGAUGAGGAAGAUAAACGCUCUCAAGCAACACGAGUUACACCACCAAUAAUAAAUCCAAUACCUCCAUGCACACAUAUCGACGCCUGGCUAAGACCCCACGCGCCAGAUUGCAACCGAUUUCUGCUUUGCCUUUUUGGGAAACUGACUAGCGAGACGUGCUCGCCGACUUUUCACUUUAGUCCAGUUACUUUGCAAUGUCUACCGGCAGCUGAAGCGAAAUGUGAAUACGUUCUGCCUACUACUAGUAUACCUAUCACCAGUACAGAGACAACACCCACCACCAGUUCAGCAACAACACCAUCUACCAGCACAGAGACAAAACCUGUUACCAGUACAGAGACAACCCCGGCAGCCACCAGUACAGAGACAACCCCAGCGGCCACCAGCUCAGAGACAACCCCGGCAGCCACCAGUACAGGGACUACGCCUUCUACCAGCUCUGAGACAACCCCGCUAGCCACCAGUACAGAGACAACGCCUUCCACCAGCUCAGAAACAACACCAUCCACCAUAAUAGAGACAACCCCGGUGGCCACAAGUACAGAGAUAACCCCAGUGGCCACCAGUACAGGGACAACGCCUUCCGGCAGCUCAGAGACAACAUCAUCCGCCAGAACAAAGACAACCCCAGCGGCCAUCAGUUCAGAGACAACCCCGGCAGCCACCAGUACAGAGACAACGCCUUCUACCAGCUCAGAGACAACCCCGGCGGUCACCAGUACAGAGACAACCUCGGCAGCCACCAGUACAGAGACAACGCCUUCUACCAGCUCAGAGACAACACCAUCCGCAAGAACAAAGACAACCCCGGCAGAAACAAGUACAGAGACAAGCCCGGCGGCCACCAGUACAGAGACAACGCCUCCCACCAGGUCAGAGACAACCCCGGCGGCCACCAGAACAGAGACAACCUCGGCAGCCACCAGUACAGAGAUAACGCCGGCAGCCACCAGUACAGCGACAACGCCUUCAACCAGCUCAGAGACAACAACUUCUACCAGCUCAGAGACAACCACGGCGGCCACCAGUACAGAGACAACGCCUUCCGCCAGCUCAGAGACUACACCUGCCACCAGCUCAAAGACAACACCUUCUACAGAGUCAACAUCACAGGCUAGUUCAGAAACAACGCCUUCAACAAGCUCAGAGACAACACCUUCUACCAGCUCAGACACAACCCCUGCAGCCACCAGUACAGAGACAACCACCCCUGCAGCCACCAGUACAGAGACAACCCCGGCAGCCACCAGUACAGAGACAACUCCGGCAGCCACCAGUUCAGAGACAACCACCCCUGCAGCCACCAGUACAGAGACAACCCCGGCAGCCACCAGUACAGAGACAACUCCGGCAGCCACCAGUUCAGAGACAACCACCCCUGCAGCCACCAGUACAGAGACAACUCCGGCAGCCACCAGUACAGAGACAACUCCGGCAGCCACCAGUACAGAGACAACUCCGGCAGUCACCAGUACAGAGACAACUCCGGCAGCCACCAGUACAGAGACAACCGCCCCUGCAGCCACCAGUACAGAGACAACCCCGGCAGCCACCAGUACAGAGACAACUCCGGCAGCCACCAGUUCAGAGACAACCACCCCUGCAGCCACCAGUACAGAGACAACUCAGGCAGCCACCAGUACAGAGACAACGCCGGCAGCCACCAGUACAGAGACAACCCCGGCAGCCACAAGUACAGAGACAACUCCGGCAGCCACCAGUACAGAGACAACUCCGGCAGCCACCAGUACAGAGACAACUCCGGCAGCCACCAGUACAGAGACAACUCCGGCAGCCACCAGUACAGAGACAACUCCGGCAGCCACCAGUACAGAGACAACUCCGGCAGCCACCAGUACAGAGACAACUCCGGCAGCCACCAGUACAGAGACAACUCCGGCAGCCACCAGUACAGAGACAACCACCCCUGCAGCCACCAGUACAGAGACAACUCCGGCAGCCACCAGUACAGAGACAACCCCGGCAGCCACCAGUACAGAGACAACUCCGGCAGCCACCAGUACAGAGACAACUCCGGCAGCCACCAGUACAGAGACAACCACCCCUGCAGCCACCAGUACAGAGACAACUCCGGCAGCCACCAGUACAGAGACAACCCCGGCAGCCACCAGUACAGAGACAACUCCGGCAGCCACCAGUACAGAGACAACUCCGGCAGCCACCAGUACAGAGACAACUCCGGCAGCCACCAGUACAGAGACAACCACCCCUGCAGCCACCAGUACAGAGACAACUCCGGCAGCCACCAGUACAGAGACAACUCCGGCAGCCACCAGUACAGAGACAACCACCCCUGCAGCCACCAGUACAGAGACAACCCCGGCAGCCACCAGUACAGAGACAACCACCCCUGCAGCCACCAGUACAGAGACAACCACCCCUGCAGCCACCAGUACAGAGACAACCCCGGCAGCCACCAGUACAGAGACAACCACCCCUGCAGCCACCAGUACAGAGACAACCACCCCUGCAGCCACCAGUACAGAGACAACCCCGGCAGCCACCAGUACAGAGACAACUCCGGCAGCCACCAGUUCAGAGACAACCACCCCUGCAGCCACCAGUACAGAGACAACUCCGGCAGCCACCAGUACAGAGACAACCACCCCUGCAGCCACCAGUACAGAGACAACCCCGGCAGCCACCAGUACAGAGACAACCACCCCUGCAGCCACCAGUACAGAGACCACCACCCCUGCAGCCACCAGUACAGAGACCACCACCCCUGCAGCCACCAGUACAGAGACAACCCCGGCAGCCACCAGUACAGAGACAACCACCCCUGCAGCCACCAGUACAGAGACCACCACCCCUGCAGCCACCAGUACAGAGACAACCCCGGCAGCCACCAGUACAGAGACAACUCCGGCAGCCACCAGUUCAGAGACAACCACCCCUGCAGCCACCAGUACAGAGACAACUCCGGCAGCCACCAGUACAGAGACAACUCCGGCAGCCACCAGUACAGAGACAACUCCGGCAGUCACCAGUACAGAGACAACUCCGGCAGCCACCAGUACAGAGACAACCGCCCCUGCAGCCACCAGUACAGAGACAACCCCGGCAGCCACCAGUACAGAGACAACUCCGGCAGCCACCAGUUCAGAGACAACCACCCCUGCAGCCACCAGUACAGAGACAACUCAGGCAGCCACCAGUACAGAGACAACGCCGGCAGCCACCAGUACAGAGACAACCCCGGCAGCCACAAGUACAGAGACAACUCCGGCAGCCACCAGUACAGAGACAACUCCGGCAGCCACCAGUACAGAGACAACUCCGGCAGCCACCAGUACAGAGACAACUCCGGCAGCCACCAGUACAGAGACAACUCCGGCAGCCACCAGUACAGAGACAACUCCGGCAGCCACCAGUACAGAGACAACUCCGGCAGCCACCAGUACAGAGACAACUCCGGCAGCCACCAGUACAGAGACAACCACCCCUGCAGCCACCAGUACAGAGACAACUCCGGCAGCCACCAGUACAGAGACAACCCCGGCAGCCACCAGUACAGAGACAACUCCGGCAGCCACCAGUACAGAGACAACUCCGGCAGCCACCAGUACAGAGACAACCACCCCUGCAGCCACCAGUACAGAGACAACUCCGGCAGCCACCAGUACAGAGACAACCCCGGCAGCCACCAGUACAGAGACAACUCCGGCAGCCACCAGUACAGAGACAACUCCGGCAGCCACCAGUACAGAGACAACUCCGGCAGCCACCAGUACAGAGACAACCACCCCUGCAGCCACCAGUACAGAGACAACUCCGGCAGCCACCAGUACAGAGACAACCCCGGCAGCCACCAGUACAGAGACAACUCCGGCAGCCACCAGUACAGAGACAACUCCGGCAGCCACCAGUACAGAGACAACCACCCCUGCAGCCACCAGUACAGAGACAACUCCGGCAGCCACCAGUACAGAGACAACCCCGGCAGCCACCAGUACAGAGACAACUCCGGCAGCCACCAGUACAGAGACAACUCCGGCAGCCACCAGUACAGAGACAACCACCCCUGCAGCCACCAGUACAGAGACAACUCCGGCAGCCACCAGUACAGAGACAACCCCGGCAGCCACCAGUACAGAGACAACUCCGGCAGCCACCAGUACAGAGACAACUCCGGCAGCCACCAGUACAGAGACAACUCCGGCAGCCACCAGUACAGAGACAACUCCGGCAGCCACCAGUACAGAGACAACUCCGGCAGCCACCAGUACAGAGACAACUCCGGCAGCCACCAGUACAGAGACAACCACCCCUGCAGCCACCAGUACAGAGACAACUCCGGCAGCCACCAGUACAGAGACAACCCCGGCAGCCACCAGUACAGAGACAACUCCGGCAGCCACCAGUACAGAGACAACUCCGGCAGCCACCAGUACAGAGACAACCACCCCUGCAGCCACCAGUACAGAGACAACUCCGGCAGCCACCAGUACAGAGACAACCCCGGCAGCCACCAGUACAGAGACAACUCCGGCAGCCACCAGUACAGAGACAACUCCGGCAGCCACCAGUACAGAGACAACUCCGGCAGCCACCAGUACAGAGACAACCACCCCUGCAGCCACCAGUACAGAGACAACUCCGGCAGCCACCAGUACAGAGACAACUCCGGCAGCCACCAGUACAGAGACAUCUCCGGCAGCCACCAGUACAGAGACAACUCCGGCAGCCACCAGUACAGAGACAACUCCGGCAGCCACCAGUACAGAGACAACUCCGGCAGCCACCAGUACAGAGACAACUCCGGCAGCCACCAGUACAGAGACAACUCCGGCAGCCACCAGUACAGAGACAACCCCGGCAGCCACCAGUACAGAGACAACUCCGGCAGCCACCAGUACAGAGACAACCCAGACUGCCACCAGUGCAGAGACAACGCCUUUCCCCAGCCCAGAGACAACACCUUCUACCAGCUCAGAGACCACGCCUAUCACUAACUCAGACACCACACCAGCCACCAGCUCAGAGACAACCCCGGUGGACACCAGUGCAGAGACAACGCCUUUAACCAGCCCAGAGACAACACCUUCUACCAGCUCAGAGACCACGCCUAUCACUAACUCAGACACCACACCAGCCACCAGCUCAGAGACAACCCCGGUGGACACCAGUGCAGAGACAACGCCUUUAACCAGCCCAGAGACAACACCUUCUACCAGCUCAGAGACAACCCCGGUGGCCGUAAGUACAGAGAGAACGCCUUCAACUAGCUCAGAAAGCACAGCCGCAACCAGAACAGAGGCGACGCCUUCUACCAGCUCAGAGACAAAACCUUCCACCACCUCAGGGACAACACCAUCUGCUAGAACUAAAACAACUCCGUCGGCCACAAGUGCAGAGACAACGCCUUCAACCAGUUCAGAGACCAUACCUUCUACCAGCUUAGAGACUACACCUUCUACUAGCUCAGACACGACGCCUAUCACUAGCUCAGACACCACAGCUGCCAUCAGCUCUGCGACAACAUCUUUAACCAUCUCAGACACAACCCCGCCGGCCACCAGUACAGAAACAACCUCGGCAGCCACCAGUACAGAGACAACCCCGGCAGCCACCAGUGCAGAAACAACCCCGGCAGCCACCAGUACAGAGACAACCCCGGCAGCCACCAGUGCAGAGACAACCCCGGCAGCCACCAGUACAGAAACAACUCCGGCAGCCACCAGUACAGAAACAACCCCGGCAGCCACCAGUACAGAGACAACCCCGGCAGCCACCAGUACAGAAACAACUCCGGCAGCCACCAGUACAGAGACAACCCCGGCAGCCACCAGUACAGAAACAACCCCGGCAGCCACCAGUACAGAGACAACCCCGGCAGCCACCAGUGCAGAAACAACCCCGGCAGCCACCAGUACAGAGACAACCCCGGCAGCCACCAGUGCAGAGACAACCCCGGCAGCCACCAGUACAGAAACAACUCCGGCAGCCACCAGUACAGAAACAACCCCGGCAGCCACCAGUACAGAGACAACCCCGGCAGCCACCAGUACAGAAACAACUCCGGCAGCCACCAGUACAGAGACAACCCCGGCAGCCACCAGUACAGAAACAACCCCGGCAGCCACCAGUACAGAGACAACCCCGGCAGCCACCAGUACAGAGACAACCCCGGCAGCCACCAGUACAGAGACAACCCCGGCGGCCACCAGUACAGAGACAACCCCGGCAGCCACCAGUACAGGGACAAGGCCUUCAACCAGAUCAGAGACAACACCUUCUAUCAGCUCAGAGACAACACCUUCCGCCAGCACAGAGACAACACCUUCUACCAGCACAGAGACAACAACUUCUACCAGCACAGACACAACACCUUCUACCAGCACAGAGACAACAACUUCUAUGAGCGCAGAGACAACACCUUCUACCAGCACAGAGACGACACCUUCUACCAGCGCAGAGACAACACCUUCAUCCAGCUCAGAGACAACACCUUCUACCAGCACGGACAAAACCCCGGCAGCCACAAGAACAGAGACAACGCCUUCUACCAGCACAGAGACAACACCUUCUACCAGCACAGCCACAACACCUUCUACCGGCACAGCCACAACACCUUCUCUCAGCUCAGAGACAACACCUUCUACCAGCACAGAGACAACACCUUCUACCAGCACAGAGACAACACCUUCUACCAGCUCAGAGACAACACCUUCUCUCAGCUCAGAGACAACACCUUCUAUCAGCUCAGAGACAACACCGUCUACGAGCACAAAGAUCACAGCUGCCACCAGUACAAACACAACGCCUUCAACCAGCUCAGAGACAACACCUUCUACCAGCUCAGAGACAACCUCGGCGUCCACCAGUACAGAGAUAACGCCCGCAGCCACCAGUGCAGAGACAACGCCUUCAACCAGCUCAGAGACAACACCUUCUACCAGCUCAGAGACAACACCUUCUACCAGCACAAAGACAACACCUUCUACCAGCUCAGAGACAACACCUUCUACCAGCACAGACACAACACCUUCUACCGGCACAGACACAACACCUUCUACCAGCACAGACACAACACCUUCUACCAGCACAAAGACAACAUCUUCUAUCAGCGCAGAGACAACACCUUCUACCAGUUCAGAGACAACACCUUCUACCAGCACAGACACAACACCUUCUACCGGCACAGACACAACACCUUCUACCAGCACAGACACAACACCUUCUACCAGCACAGACACAACACCUUCUACCGGCACAGACACAACACCUUCUACCAGCACAGAGACAACACCUUCUACCAGCACAGAGACAACACCUUCUACCAGCACAGCCACAACACCUUCUACCAGCACAGAGACAACACCUUCUACCAGCACAGCCACAACACCUUCUACCAGCACAGAGACAACACCUUCUACCAGCACAGAGACAACACCUUCUACCAGCUCAAAAACAACACCUUCUACCAGCACAGCCAGAACACCUUCUACAAGCACAGAGACAACACCUUCUAUCAGCUCAGAGACAACGCCAGCAGCCACAAGUACAGAGACAACCACCCCUGCAGCCACCAGUACAGACGCAACCCGGGCGGCCACCAGUACAGGGACAACGACCGAACAAUCCAGGCCGUUUUGUUCGUACAGAGACUUGUGGCUCAGACCCCAAUAUUCAUAUAGUAACCGCUUCUUACUUUGUUUGUUCGGGAAAUUGACGAGUCAGCUAUGCCCUUUGGAUUACCAAUUCAAUCCAGUUGUUUUGCUUUGCGAGCCUCCAUCUGAUGCGAGACGUAACAUUGAAACGACAACUUUAACAACUACCACCAUAGUAAAGACGACACUAAUCACCACUCCAGAGAUGACGUCUAUCACCACUUCAGAGACAACACCAAUCACCACUUCAGAGACAACACCAAUCACCACUUCAGAGACAGCACCUGUUCAUCUACCUGAAUGUAGUUUUAGAGACAUGUGGUUUGUUCCUGACCCGUACGAUUGUGAAUUCUUCCACUUGUGUUUGUUCGGUGAGAUAUUGUAUGACCAAUGCCCUGAAGGUACAGAAGCUAGUCCAGAUACAUUUGCAUGUCUACCAAAAGAAUUGGCUGGAUGUAGCAAUGAGAGCAAAUCUAUUCAAAAUACUACGGCUUCAAGUGUCAUAGGUCCCGUCCCGUAUUGCGCUAGAUAUGACAUAUGGAUAGAGUCUGAUGGGAAUGACUGCGGAAAGUACUAUAUUUGCACAUUUGGACAUCUAUCCCAUGAAAAAUGUCCGGCAGACUUCAGAUUUAGUGCUUCGGAAAGAGCGUGCUUACCUAAAUCACAAGUAGACUGCUCCCAAGAAAACAAGCCUAAAUCGAAAGGCUGGAGGGACGCAAUCUGUGCGGACUUCACGAAUCUUCCUCUGGUCUUCUUAGAAGACCCAAAAGACUGCAGAAGAUACUACAUUUGUUCUCUAGGAAAAUCUACGUUGAUGGAUUGCCCCGACAAUUUCUCAUUUAGUGUUGAGAAACAAAUAUGCCUGCCAUCAAACCAAGUGCUAUGCAAGUCACUGUGUCCAUCAGAUGCCACCCAAUUAGUGGCAGACCCUCAAAAUGAGAAUCAUUAUAUCAUCUGCUACAAGGGAUCUCCACUACCACAGCAGUGUCCUCAUAAAUAUGUUUUUGAUACCGAACUCUUGACGUGCAGGCUUAAAGCAGAAACAGGAGGCGUAGACUUCAAAUUAUUAAGAUAUUUAAUUAACUAUAUUAUAAGUUAGCACUAUCGCGUCGUCAUUG
Molecule: messenger RNA, 9751 nt
Organism: Spodoptera exigua (beet armyworm)
Lineage: Eukaryota; Metazoa; Arthropoda; Insecta; Lepidoptera; Noctuidae
Source: the annotation of a GenBank genome assembly